ACGGGAUUAGCUGAGCAGUACUCAGAGUUUCAAACCAAGACGACUGCCUGUUCCAAUGCUUUCAAGAGGACGACUUCGGGUAACUGAGACAUCAGGCAAAUGACGAACGGGACUGUUAAUGUAUACAGGAAAAGGGAAUUGGUGCUUUUUUUGGGCAAAACUCAUGGAUUCUACUGGACCCAGUCUUUUUAAUGUUUAUUAUUUGUCAGUUCAAAAUGUGACAACUCUUUUGGUCACUUCAACAUCUACAGUGACUGCUCCAGAUCAUGUACAUGAUCAAACCUUUGUUAAGGUUGUGUUAAGGAGUUCUGGGGAAUCCCGACCUCUACAGAAUCUCUACAAGAAUAUUUAAUUUAUGGAUGAUGGAAAACUGGUUGCUGUUGAGAUGAUCACAUGCCUCCUAGGUGACCUGUGUUGAUCCUUGUCCUUCAGGAAAUAUAAUAGAGACAGAAACGGACAGACGCCAAGAGCCUGGCUGGAUGCAACAUUCUGGCAGAUGAGAUGAGAUGCUAUGCUGCAGAGAACCAGUGGACAUAAACUCCUACAAGUACUCCUAUUUGGCAACUUUUAAAAAGUGUUUGGGGACUGGGGACGAUUUAAAUGGUGUCAGUAACAGGGGAACAAGAUGAAACUUCAAAGGUUCAAGAGAAUGGCGUGGCCAGGGGACUUGGAAAGACUGACUUACGACUUAGUACAAAGGUUAUGGGUACACCUGUCAUGUCUGUCACCAAGAUUGAUGAUGAUGGGGACGAGUGUGAGGUGUCAGACAAAGAUAAUGAUGAAGAGACUGAAGUUGACUACACGCGAAACUACUGGGAGGAUGAGGACGAUAUCUACCAGGAAUUUGAGGAGCUGGACUUCGAGGCCUUGCCGGAUCGCUCAGACACGCGGAGCAUCGCCUCGGACGAUUCCUUCUACCCACACGACAGUUCAGUCAUCUCUCACAUAUACCGCUCGCCGAGCCCGGACAGGCCCGAGCCCAUCUCCUUUUUCAAAGCCUGCUGCAACAACAACGCCAUCAUCGUUAAGAUUAUGAUUAGGCAAGGGGUGACCAAAGAGGAAGUCAGGGAGACGGACCGGAACAGAAGAUCUGGCCUCAUUGUGGCCUGUUACCAUGGCUACGUGGACGUGGUCAUGGCUCUCUCUCAGUGCCCCUAUGUGGACGUAAACUGGCAGGACAACGAGGGCAACACCGCUCUGAUCACAGCAGCACAAGCAGGGAACGCGAUCAUCUCCAAGUACCUGUUGAACUACUUCCCUGGUCUGGACAUUGAGAGGAGGAACUGUCACGGUUUCACCGCUUUGAUGAAGGCUGCCAUGCAGGGCAGGGCUGAGUGUGUCAGAGCUCUUAUGCUGGCAGGAGGUGAUAUCCAGGCACGGGACUUUGGACGCUGUAUGACACCCAGGGAGUGGGCUCUCUUUACGGGUCGAUACGAAACGGCCUGCCUGAUGUAUGAUCUGAUGGCACGGCCCUGUGCUGAGCAGUUCUGUGACACCUUCUCCCUGGAAUGGCCUAUAUUGGAGGAGCUGGUUGCCAAGGCCCAAGAGCCAAAACCCUGCUGGAGGCGGCUUAUCAGUUGUCUCUCCUGCUGCCCUUACAGGUUUUACAUCAACAACAAGGUAAACCCUGUGGAUGACGGCGUUUUUGACCACAUGGUCCGGGUCACAACCAGUCUCUCCAGUCCAUUUAUUGCCACAGCUUGCCGCACGGUGUGUCCGGGCAGCCCUCCAUGCCUCGGGAAGCGCCGCCCCGCGGUGCAGGAGAUUCUGAGGAGGCAACGUGUGGCUGAGCUGAAGCGCCUGGGUCCGGACAGACUGAACAACUACAAGAAAUUUUUCCAGAACUCGCGCAUCCUUCUUAUUCCCAAGUCGCGGGACCGGAGGGCGAGCCUCCAGCCUCAGCUGCUGUGUGAAAUGGCUGCAGCAUCGACAGGGGCCAUGAGACGAGCCAGUCUCCUGCCGCUCAACAUGCUAAGGAGAAGCAGCGUGCGGCCGGGCAUUGUGGUGCCCAAGGUGAGACUCUGUAAGGCCCCUGCUCCACAGUUUGUACCAGAAAAACUCAAAAGGAGCAAAAACCACAAUCAUCUCCAAAUCCCCAAGUGGGAUUACAAGAUGAAGAAAAUAGAGAGGGCGCAAGAGGCGAGUCAGAGACUGCUACCUCUGACAAGGAGGAGGUGAAGGAAAGUGGGGACGAGACAAAGGAGGACAGAUGAAGCCAUCAUGGAAGUGCCAAAAAUUGCAGUUCUUGUAAUGACCACUAGAGGCAGGCUCCAAACGGAAGUCAGUCCUCUUAGAUGUUAAAAUACAGCCUGAUGAAAAGAAUAGUUUCUCCAUUCAUGACAACUGCACAGGGUUGACUUUUUGAAUGAAACAUCUGGGAGUGUUGUCUACCUAGGUGCCACCACUCUGGUUGAUGUCUCAGCCAUCUUUUUAUAGAGUCCAUGAUCAGGACAUGACAUUCUGCAACUGUAAAAAAGUAUCACCAGUUGGUAGUCGCUUCACAUGGUGUACUUCUAAAUGAACAUGUCUUUUAGUCCUAGAAAAACUGACAUCAUAUCUUCUGAACUCCUUUUAUAUUUCAUUACAUAAAAGAGAUUUGUUGCCUUGUUUCUACUUGUAUUCCAUGCUUCGUUUGUGCGGAGUGCUUUAUGAUACAAUCAACACCUAGAAUAGUACACAUAAUUUGUUUUUCUAUAUUGGCAGCUUCGAUUGUCUAUUAUGAAAUCUCUCUGGUGCAUGGCAUAGGAGCAAAUUAGACCAAAGUGUCUGCAAGUAACAAAGUAACUGAAACCCAGUUUGCCCAAACUUGAAAGUAUCCUGUGAAAUAUUAUGAGUCUGUCUGGUUUGUCCCAUGCUCACACAGAAGGAUGCACGUGGGUGGCACGAUUUGUAUUAUUGACCUUGAUGCAUGGAAACAUUGCAGGUAUAAACACUUUUGUCCCAGGUUGUUUCACGCAUACUGAGACACUGGUGAGAGAGGAAGAAAAAGAUCAGGUGAUGCGCAAAAGCUAGAGGUGACUGUUGGGGAAAAAACGGAACAGAAGAGACAAAAGACAGCAGCAUGAUGAGAGGAGAAGGCGGCGCAUGAGUGGAAGGUGUGGCACGGUGGAAUCUGACUGUUAAAUUUAAUGGAGAGGAAUAUCCACGGGCACAAAUGGGACUUGAAAAAGGCAGCAAGGUGACACCCAGCUGGAGGGAUUUAACAGGAUGGAGGAAGGCUCUGGCAUGGCCAAAUGGAGAUUGGUGGCUGGCUGCUGAAGCAGAAAGCCGCAGGAAAGGACUGCUGAGCACGCAGGAGGAAGCCAGGAAGCCAUUUUAUGCCGAUACACAGUACAACAGGUAUUUCUAAAGAAUGGAUGGGCUCGUGAGCAGUAUUUGACGGAUGAGCUGAGGAGCCAGCUCACACAAGCUUUGUGAGGGCUUUGUGGAGAAUCUGAAAGGCAGAGCCAAAAAUAAACAGCUUAGUGCUAAACUGUGACUUGUUGACUUCCAAAGACGUGCUGUCAGCUACUUUAUGUACUUUAAGUAUCUUCUGCUCUGAGAGUACUAUAUACAUAGGUAGAAAAUAUAUCAUCCCGUGAAAGGGAAUUUAGGUCUAAAAGAAAAAGAACUCCUCUUGCCUUCAUUUGCCUCAACUGACGAUGCAAGGAAGGCUGCGGCCUGUGUGGCACCAUCAGUCACUUCCACAUUCCCUGCAUGCUGCCUCGGGCCCAGUACAGGUAAACCUUGAUCCGUCCUGGGCAACAGGUGUCAGCACACCUGAGACAUUUGAGAGACCUCAGACCAUGUCUGAAGGUGGUCUGGGUGACAUUUGACUGCAUUUCUGCAUUCUCGGCGUGGAUCAGUGUUGCCAGAUGGGAAAUGAAGAAAUCUGGCAACACUGGUGUGAACACACAAUGCGACCUGAAAGACUGCUGACAAGUAAUUAAAUAAUAAAUAAAAGUUAACAAGAAUUUAUCAAUUACAUGAUUUAAUAUGAUGUAACUGAUUCUGAUCAGUAUUCUACUGCGCCCUAAAUCAUGUCGGUGUUAAAUUUGCAUACAGAGCGCAAAACUAGUUGGGGACACAUGUACAGAUACAUAUGUACCCAUUGUCACCAUUUUCUGAUGACCAUGGGUCCUGGCCACUUGCAUUCACUGUAGAUAACAGUGGGGGAAUGUUGCCACAGACACCAAGUCCCAAAAGCUUAUCGUUUUUGUUUCCUACGCAACAGAUGUGAUUUAAAAGUGAAAUAGCUAGACAUACAACUGAAAAUCCUUGAGAAUGCCACUUCAAAUUUAGGUUAUAGUUGAGCUCAGAGCAACUUUCCUCUUGUAGUUGAAGAAUCUGUAUGGCACCUCAUUCCAUACAGUUCAGAUCAAAUCCUGUUUUCCAGAUAAUGCUGUUGGCAUUUUCUGCUUUCAUUAGACAGAAAUGACAACAGCGGACAGAAAGUUGAGGGUAAAGGGAGGAGGGGAAUGACCUGGGACCUGCUCAACUAUCAAAUCUGCCCCAAAACACGUUUUAAGUGGAUGGUGAGUUAUGCCGUCAUUGCCCGAUUUUGACAAGCUAACAGAUUGGUGCAGACACCCAGCAAGAAGAUUAAUCAAAUAAAGCCUGUUUUAAGUCUUGGCAUGAGCAAGAUUUAUUACACUCAUUUGCUGCUUUGAGGCAAGACAAAUUCUGUUAAAUGUCCCUUUAAUAUUUAAUCUGUCGUGUACUUUAAUAAGAUAGAAAGUUGAGUUGGUAAACCAUGGGACACCAAAGAGAUGACUGAGCUCUGUACUCUGACCGGUUUGACAGUGGUCUGUACUCAGAUGUUCUGGAGACUAUUAAGGCUUGACUUCCAAGGACCUCUUUACAUAUCUGCCAAAGACUGCAACAAGUAGGUAGCAUAACACAAGACGUUUUCAGUGGGGAUAGCUGUACGUCAUGUUGAUUUAAACAUUGCAGAGUUUCAAGUCGGAGCCAUUGAGAAAUUCAGAAUUUUAUUCACGAUAGUAAAUACUACUCAUAGAGAGACAAAGGUCAGAGAAAACCUACACGGCAAAGUCACUGAACUACAGUAAACAUAUUACACCCACCCUUGCUUCUGAUAGGAAUUACGUGAUUUUGUUUUACCUCAUUUAUCAUCAUUUAGUGCACUUUUCCGUUGACAUACUUGAAAACACUGAUAUUUAAUGCUGCAUUAAAGAGCUUACAUCUCCUGUUUUUUAAGGAGGAAAUUGUAACAUUUUUACAUAAAGUUGUAAGGCAUCCUGUCUCUGUGUAAUGUCUGCUUCUUUUUUUUUUACACAACACACACAGCAGCUGAAUUACUAUUGCCUGCAAUAAACUUGGUCGAGGAUCGCCCGGCGAUUGCCCUGUGAAAAAUCACUUUAAUAUCACUACAGCAAUUGACCACGCAGCAUCCUUCAAAAAUAUGAUAAUCUGGAUUCUUUUUUCAAGUAUUAUGAUCAUUUUACAUUUAUUCAGUGAUGACGCACAAACGAUAAAACCUGGUACGUUUGGCAUGUUACUGAAGAACAGGCAAAGAAUGCGUAGAAUGUGUGUGUAAUUGUGAGAUGUGGACUUAAAUGUCAGAGUUAAGAAUCACCCCAGGACUCACCAGGACGUGUGAGAUAAACCUUGGUUGUUGUCAGCAGAAACAUUUACAAGUGUCUACCCAAACUAUAUGAUGAACUUGCCUUCUAUAGUUGAAGGUGGAACACGGCACAGACACUGUGAGCCAGUCUGAGGUAAAACUUACUAAAGCAGCCUCCAGAGUCUGCAGCAAGCCUCCCCUCCCCAGCUCCCACAGACGCAUUCUGUGCCCGUGGUGUCUUGAUCCAUCCGCAGAGAGUCGUGCAGACCAGGCCUCAGAGACUAAAAUGGCCGCCACCCUGACCUGUGGAGCAGUUUCUCUAAUGACCACCAGAGAGCACUCAUGACCCUUUGCAGGUCAACACAUUGUGGAGCCAUUCAAAAUAAAGAGAGGUAAACCCCUGGACACUCAUGUGUUCAAACUUUAAAUAAAUGAGAAGAUAAGCUUUUGGUUUUGUUUGGGUCCUUUGUGGAAAUUCAUAAAUGUGAAAACCCAAUUAAUAUAAGACAGAUAUUAUUAUUAUUAUUAUUUAUUUGGCAAAGUAUUUAUUUUGAAUGAUUAUAUUUUUUUCUGUAUUUGCCUUUUUCUGUAUUUGCCUCGUUAAAAAGAGCUGCAUGAGUCUCGAGCUACAUGUGUCGCUGUGUCUGAGAGAUAAGCACUGUUUGUGUCACUGAAUGUCCCUUCGCAAUUUCCUUGUCCUUGUUUCUUCUUCUCUUCCAUUUUUAAUACAUGUCCACUCACCAAUCCUUUUGUAAGGAUCAGCAAUCUGCUGCUGGUUUGCUCUUAGAGGAGCCUCACUUCUUUGUGGCAUUGACUCCACGAGCUGCUGGAAAAGUUCCUUUCAGAUUCUGCUCCACGUUGGCAUGGCUGCAUCGUCUCAUGCUGCACAUUCAUGACGACACACAACACAUACCAGAGGCGUUCUAAUACAAUCAUAUGUGCGCCUCCUGACCUCUAUGUCUGCGGGAUUGGAUGCAUUGUGCCGCUGCCGCACAAUGGGCUGAAUGAAUGCGUCAACAAGUAAGUGCACGAUUAAGUGCUGGCUGAGUGUAUGCAGUGAUAUUCCUUUGUUCUGGGUUCAGCACGAUUGGCUCCUGCAGAUGUAGCAGCUGAAAGGCAUGAUUUUUAAAUAACAAAAGACAAAAAAAGAAAUAAUUGUGUUUUGAUAUGUUCAUGCCUGUCUUUCUGCUGGGUAGAAAUGGACAUAUCCAAAUGCUUUCUGGCAACUUCAUUAUCCAGAUGAAUUAAUGAAGAUGAUCCAGACUUAACAAGUACUCUCCAAUGAUUCCUGUGGUGUCAGGUAUUUGUGAAUUUGUUCUGCAGUCGAAGUCUGACCACAUUUAAAGUAUGAUUGCAGACUAAUAAGCUGUGGCAUGAUGUAGGAACAACAAUUAAAAUCAGAACAAACAAAAUCAGGUUCUUUCGAUGGUCCGUUUAUAUUUUUUGGAGCAGUUGCAAUCUGUUUGAGGCAAUAGAAAGAUUCACAAUUCUCUUUUUAAAACACGUUUGGUCUAGCAACAAAAAGGUCACCGACGUUAUUAUCUCCACACACGUCUUAUAGUCACGUUUUUUCUGCCUAAGGAUCACAAGGACAUACAAAAAUGCUGUCAGUUUUCCAGAUGCUUACUAACAAAUACAGUACGUCUGUUUUCCAUCAGGUGUGUGCGUGUGUGUGUGUUUGUGGGGGACAGUUGCAUCAAGAUGACCUCUAGGACUUUUUAACAGCGGUGGGUAACGAGAACCAGGGUCUGUUGUCACCAUUAACAAUUUAGCCUUCCUCACGUACAAAAGAGAAAUAAAAAGCAAAAAAAAAAAAGAUAAAAGGAACUGAUUUCUAAUUGACGGCAAAAUACUCAUGCAUUCAUGGGUGCAGGUUUGUCAUUUAGCGUCGUGAGGCCGAUCGAUCAGAAAGGUGUUGGGACCCGCUUGUCCUCUGACACGUGACUAAAGCUGAUAAUCCUCAGGUCGUGGUCAGCGCGGGGGGAGUGGGGCAAACAUUUUGUGCACAUUUGAAAUCACAGACAUGUUGGAAAAUACUCUUCACGGAUGUAGCACCGUUUUUUUGGACUGCUUCAAUGACAACGUGGAUCCCUGGGCCCUGGUCUACUCUACUCCACAUAGCAACAACAUUACUACACAAAGUCGACAAUUUAGUGUGUUGACCAGAAAAGAAAAUGUGAACAAAAUUCCUACAUGUAGCUGUUUUUGUGUUUUUUUUUGUAGUUUUUUUUUUACAAGUCUUUUUCUUCCAUAAUGUUGCUGCUAUAAGUGACAUCCACAUCUGCACAUAAAAAGUAUAUAUUUAUAUUUAUAUAAUAUAUAUCCGUACUCUAUUAACAGUUUUGUCUACCAUGAAGUUAGAAUUGUCACCCAUCUCUCAGAAAAAGUUUUUUUUUUGUUUUGUUUUGUCUCAUACUUCAAACACUGAUUAUUUUACAACACAGAAGUCAACUAAUUUUGUACAGCUUUGGAGGAAGUGAGGCUCUGACCGGACACAGUCCCUCCGUGAGUUUACUUUUUUUUUUCUCCCCCACCCCUCCCCUCCCCAGUCUCGGUGCGGUUUUCAUCCCAGGAAAACACAGUUUAGAAAAACCAAAGCAUUUACACACUGGCAUGGUUAGGACCGCAAGGAUGUUCAGCUGAAAACCGCCAGCUCAGUUUGGACCCUUGAACGCAGCCUUACCGACCCUCUUGAGCUGAGAGGGAGUAACCCUCGUUUGGCACGGUUAUGUACACAAUGAGCACAGGUCUCUUGAAGGACGGGCUCAUGGGAACAGAAAGAGGAGAUCUGGGGGUGUUAAUGUGAAAAGUUAGUCGCCAAAUCGUCAAAGCUAGCAAAAAAAAAAAAAAAAAAAGGCGACUGGACUGUUUGAGCCUCUGUAGGGCAGUGAAAGGAGCACCGUGACCCAGCAGUUCCUAUCCAGUGUUUCACAUUAUCAACACGUCCACAUCCGUGAUAUGAGAUUUGACAAACUGAGUGUUGUUAUUUACGAGCGUUUAGACGGGAUGGUUGGCGAGGAAGUGACCCAGUGGCGGAAAAGGCCUGACAUGACACAGAAAGUAGUGCAAUGUAUAGUACACAAUGCGAAAAUGUACAGUGUACAUCAAAUACUAUACAACCGGAAUUAAAAAAGUAGAAACACAA
Mugil cephalus (flathead mullet) is the source of this 8708-nucleotide messenger RNA. It is a transcript of the gene ankrd33bb, whose product is annotated as ankyrin repeat domain 33Bb. NCBI's taxonomy places the organism in Eukaryota, Metazoa, Chordata, Actinopteri, Mugiliformes, Mugilidae. The record is from RefSeq and is a predicted model, not a curated record. Gene Ontology annotation, molecular function: protein binding. The transcript is spliced from 5 exons. The coding region runs from base 601 to 2178 and encodes 525 amino acids.